AACAGGGAUGGACCAGUUUUGACGAGGAGGUCAAGCCAAUCAAAAUCUAAAGAUGCAAUAUUGGGCGAUGGCGAUGUUGAUUUUUCUAGAGAUGAAGAAAAAGGUGUGGUGCAGGCAGUAGGCGUUCCUGAUCCAUAUUAUCCAAUAGCCUUACCAUUUGACCAGGACUUCAAAGCUAAAUAUGUAUUUUAUCACCGGCGAGGAAAAACUUUUCAAGAGAGGCUUUACGUGUUUUUGGAACAUCCAGGAGGUUGGAUGUGUUUUGUUUAUCAUUUCACUGUGUUCAUGGUUGUUCUGGUGUGUUUGAUAUUCAGCGUACUUUCCACGAUCGAUGAGUACAGCGAUUUUGCAAAUGAAACAUUGUUCUGGAUGGAAAUAUUCCUUGUUGUGUUCUUUGGAGUCGAGUAUAUAGUACGUUUGUGGUCGGCCGGUUGCAGAUCAAAGUACAUGGGAUGCUGUGGCAGAUUAAGAUUCAUUAGAAAACCCAUAUGUAUCAUAGAUCUUAUUGUAGUAGUAGCAUCUAUGAUCGUCUUGUCUGUUGGUUCUAAUGGUCAAGUUUUCGCCACAAGUGCCAUCAGAGGCAUUAGAUUCCUGCAGAUAUUACGAAUGCUUCAUGUGGAUAGGCAAGGAGGCUCUUGGAGGCUGCUGGGAUCAGUCGUUUUUAUACAUAGACAGGAACUGAUCACGACAUUGUAUAUAGGUUUUCUUGGUCUAAUAUUUUCGUCAUAUUUUGUGUAUUUGGGAAAAGAUGCCACUUCUCCUGAUGGACGGAUGGCAUUUCGAAGUUACGCUGAUGCAUUGUGGUGGGGUGUUAUAACUGUUACUACUAUAGGUUAUGGUGAUACUGUUCCACAAACGUGGAUGGGUAAAAUAGUGGCUUCCUGUUUUAGUGUGUUUGCAAUAUCAUUCUUUGCAUUGCCAGCUGGAAUAUUAGGUUCCGGAUUCGCUCUGAAGGUCCAACAAAAGCAGCGCCAAAAGCACUUCAAUCGGCAGAUUCCUGCUGCAGCAAUGCUCAUUCAAUGUCUUUGGCGCUGUUAUGCCGCGGACAAGACUUUCCACAGUAACGCUACGUGGCUGGCCCACGUUCACCGGGCAAGGCAGAAUUCGUUAACCAGGGAUUCAGGACAACAAAUUUUGCUACAGGUUAUGAAGCGUGGAGCAAGUGUGUUGAAGCGGCGAAAGAGCAGAAAUCGUAUGGAAGCAGGACCGAGCGUUGACCAGGGCACUCCUACAGAAAGCAGAGCUGCUAUUGAAGGAGAGACCAGCGGUGAUAAUGUAUUCUUCACUGAUGAACAACAACGUAAUGCAGGAGGUAGUCCAUCUCGAUCAAGAAGAGAUAAAGCACAACCUCCUCUUAGUCAAAAUAGUUCUAUGACUGAACCUCCUUCUGAUGAACAAGAUAACGAACCUGAUUGUGAGCUAAUGGAACUCGAACCAGCUCGUGUUACUCAAUUAACAGAAGCUCAUCGAAAUGCUAUUCGAGCAAUUCGAAAGAUAAAAUAUUUCGUGGCUAGAAGGAAAUUUCAGCAAGCUAGAAAACCAUAUGAUGUUAGAGAUGUUAUUGAACAGUAUUCACAAGGCCACCUUAAUAUGAUGGUCAGAAUAAAGGAAUUACAACGUCGUUUAGAUCAAACCCUUGGUAAACCUGGUAGCUAUUUAGCAGGAAUUGAUCGAGUUGGAAAUGUAAGGCCUAUGACAAUGGGGGCACGUCUUUACAGAGUAGAGCAACAAUUGUCAGAAAUGGAUAGAAAAUUGGACAGGUUGCUUCAGGUGUUAGAAAAUGAUGAUGCGAAAAUAUGAAAACGG
This is a messenger RNA of Ctenocephalides felis (cat flea), 1806 nucleotides long. Its product is annotated as potassium voltage-gated channel subfamily KQT member 1-like. The record is from RefSeq and is a predicted model, not a curated record. Gene Ontology annotation, cellular component: membrane. Gene Ontology annotation, molecular function: voltage-gated potassium channel activity. Gene Ontology annotation, biological process: transmembrane transport; potassium ion transport. Lineage: Eukaryota; Metazoa; Arthropoda; Insecta; Siphonaptera; Pulicidae.